CGUCCGUCAAAACCGAACCUCACAGUCUGUUCGAGCGAGGGGAACAGGUUGGAAAGAGCCCGACGGAGGCUCGUACAAUCAAAUACUGUUGGUUGCAGGUUGUAACCGGAUCUAACACACAAGCUGGUGAGGAGUCAUGAAGGGCUCAGUGCAGCGUGGGUGCCCAGGGAUCCACUGCCUGAGUGUGGGGAGAGCAGCGGCCGAGACCCCAGAGACAUGAACCACACCAAGGGUGGCCUGGUCAUCUUCACCGCCAACUCGCACCCCUCAAGCCGUGAGCUCGGCAAGAGGAUUGCAGAGCGUUUAGGGGUGGAGCUUGGCAAGGUGCAGGUGUACCAGGAAGCUAACAGAGAAACGCGGGUACAGAUCCAAGAGUCGGUGCGAGGCAAAGAUGUCUUUGUCAUCCAAACGAUGUCAAAGGACGUGAACACCACCAUAAUGGAGAUGCUGAUCAUGGUGUACGCAUGCAGGACGUCCUGCGCCAAAAGCAUCACGGGCGUCCUCCCCUACUUCCCCUACAGCAAGCAGUGUAAGAUGAGGAAGAGGGGCUCCAUCGUGUCCAAGCUUGUUGCCUCAAUGAUGUGUAAAGCUGGCCUCACCCACCUGAUCACCAUGGACCUCCAUCAGAAAGAGAUUCAAGGCUUCUUCAACAUCCCAGUGGACAAUUUGAGAGCCUCCCCGUUUCUGCUGCAAUAUAUCCAGGAAGAGAUCCCCGACUACCGAAACGCUGUGAUUGUUGCUAAGUCGCCAGCUUCUGCCAAAAGGGCUCAGUCGUUCGCAGAGCGGCUGCGUCUGGGUAUCGCUGUGAUCCACGGAGAAGCUCAGGACGCCGAAUCAGACCAAGUAGACGGCCGACAUUCCCCACCCACCGUCAAGACCACCGGAGCCAUUCACCCCAGCAUGGAGAUACCAUUGUUGAUCCCUAAAGAGAAGCCCCCCAUCACUGUGGUAGGAGACGUCGGAGGACGCAUCGCCAUCAUAGUGGAUGACAUCAUCGAUGACGUGGACAGCUUCGUGGCAGCAGCGGAGACGCUGAAGGAAAGAGGGGCCUACAAGAUUUUUGUCAUGGCGACACACGGCCUCCUCUCCUCAGAGGCCCCCAGGUUCAUAGAGGAGUCGGCCAUCGAUGAGGUGGUGGUGACCAACACGAUUCCCCACGAGCUCCAGAAGCUCCAGUGUCCGAAGAUCAAGACAGUGGACAUCAGCAUGAUCCUGUCAGAGGCUAUCCGCCGCAUCCACAACGGAGAGUCCAUGUCCUAUCUGUUCCGCAACAUAGGAGUGGACGACUGAAUAACCUGUGUCUCACACACACACACACACACACACACACACACACACACACACACACCAUUUGCCUUCUCAAUCCUCUCCUGAUACAUAGAGAUGAAUGAUGAGCGUAGUCGGCACACUGAAGUGCUACCUCUAUCAUAACAUACGAAUAUGAAUGCUAACCUGUUCUUUGAUUGCAGCUGAAGGAUGUGGUGACUCAACACACACUCUCAUACAUACAUACAUAUCUAAGCACACCUAGUUUUGUUCAUAGCUUUGACCAAACACACACACACACACACUCUGAUUAGUGUCCUCAGUGGACAUUAAGGGAUUACUGCCGAGCUCUCCAGUGGCUGCGCUCCACACGCCUCAGUACUUUUGUAGUUAACCCUGUCUUGUAUCUUUUCCCCCAUAGAAAUGAUGUCGAGGUUAAAUCAGCUCAUGUUAGUACUCAUUUGUUAGCGCUGAAUGUGUCUGAUGUUAUUAGUAAAGGAGAUUGUACUGAUAAUGUCAGUGCCUUCCACAGGACACAACACACAGGCCUUCGCUGCUCUUUUACACCUCGCCCUCGUUAGCAACUCUGGAAUAUACAGCUUCACAGCUAACGACCACAUGUUGUGCAUGUUCAAAUCCAAAUCUGUGUUUGAUUAUUUCUGUGGUGUCCGAAUGUGCAACUAACACAGCUCAUUUCGACUCGUCCCAGCAGCCAUACGUCUGAGUGGAUGCCAUAGUGUUUAGAUGUUAAUCUGGUGUCAAAUCUACUAAAUGCUAAUAUUGAGCUGGGUUUAACAGGAAGUCUUUGGAUCUUGAUAAUUGGAUGUUCCAUUUAAUGACAGUUUACCUGUAAGUCAUCCAUAUAAAUGUGCCAUCAUCUCAAUACUUAGUGUUGAAUAUUUUUUCGUGUCACAAAUAAACACUCCCAGGCUGAGGAGGGCUCUAGAUGGUUAAAACUGACGCUCCAGUUCCAGAUUUAAAGUACAGUCAGUCUCUGGUUAGAAGUUUGAGGUUGUUCUUAAUAAACUGGAAAUCUUCCAUUGUUAGAUCCCUGUGAAGGAGACUGAUGAAGUUUGCUUCAACACAUUGUCCAAGUUUAAAUAAAGCUCCAAACUGUGGCUAAAACAGGAAAAGUACAUUUUUCUGACUAGCAAACCUUGACUGAAGCGGGUCUUUGUCACUUUAUCAGAUGCUCCCGAAAUGUUUUGUAUUUAUUUUCUGGAUUUAAUAUGAAUAAAGAGAACCUAUGAAAGGAAAA
This is a messenger RNA of Oreochromis niloticus (Nile tilapia), 2524 nucleotides long. RefSeq names its product phosphoribosyl pyrophosphate synthetase-associated protein 2 (gene prpsap2). Gene Ontology annotation, biological process: 5-phosphoribose 1-diphosphate biosynthetic process; purine nucleotide biosynthetic process. The record is from RefSeq and is a predicted model, not a curated record. Gene Ontology annotation, cellular component: ribose phosphate diphosphokinase complex; cytoplasm. Lineage: Eukaryota; Metazoa; Chordata; Actinopteri; Cichliformes; Cichlidae. The coding region runs from base 217 to 1290 and encodes 357 amino acids. Gene Ontology annotation, molecular function: ATP binding; ribose phosphate diphosphokinase activity; magnesium ion binding. The transcript is spliced from 11 exons.